AACAAUCCCACCGAUUAUUAUUCACUUUUACACUUGUGAGGCUACCAAUCCUCCAUAUCACCCUCACCAAAACCCCCUCAAUUAUAAAAUUCCAUAAAUCCCUCCACCUUUACUCACUCUUAUCCCAACAAAAACCCUCAAGCAAAAGCAAAACCCUAAAACAAUGGCAAAAAAAUCGAUGGAAGUCGUAAAGGGCAUAGAUCUCGCAAGAUACAUGGGCAGAUGGUACGAAAUAGCUUCAUUCCCAUCAAGAUUUCAGCCCAAAAACGGGAUAAACACGAGGGCAACGUACACACUGAGAGAUGAUGGCACUGUAAAUGUGUUGAAUGAGACUUGGAGUGAUGGCAAGAGAGGGUCUAUUGAAGGGACUGCUUAUAAAGCUGACCCCAACAGUGAUGAAGCUAAGUUGAAAGUCAAGUUUUAUGUGCCCCCGUUUUUGCCUAUUAUCCCAGUUACUGGUGAUUACUGGGUGUUGUAUCUUGAUGAUGAGUAUCGGUAUGCUCUGAUUGGUCAGCCCUCCAGGAGUUAUUUAUGGAUAUUGUGCAGGGAGAAUCAUCUUGAUGAGGAGGUAUAUAAUAUGUUGGUUGAGAAGGCGAAGGGAGAAGGGUAUGAUGUGACGAAAUUGAAGAAGACGACUCACACGAACCCGCCGCCUGAGGCAGAAGAUGCUCCGGCGGAUACUAAAGGGUUUUGGUGGUUGAAAUCGAUUUUCGGCAAGUAGACAGUUGAAUGAGAGGAUUAUGAAUUAUAUAGGUAACUUAGUUUGGGUAAGUUUUGUUUAUAUUGUGAUGAAAAUGUUGGUUUGAGAAUAAAUUUGUGUGUUUGAUUAUGUUGGUUUGUGUGUCUUUAAGUAUAUAGAAAGUUGUAAUUUGAAUAUUAUUUUAUUCUAACAAGUGCAUCUAGGGUUUCUUUU
Molecule: messenger RNA, 913 nt
Organism: Helianthus annuus (common sunflower)
Lineage: Eukaryota; Viridiplantae; Streptophyta; Magnoliopsida; Asterales; Asteraceae
Product: temperature-induced lipocalin-1
Exons: 2
Coding region: 164-721 (185 amino acids)
Source: RefSeq, a predicted model, not a curated record